Molecule: messenger RNA, 1507 nt
Organism: Puccinia graminis f. sp. tritici CRL 75-36-700-3
Lineage: Eukaryota; Fungi; Basidiomycota; Pucciniomycetes; Pucciniales; Pucciniaceae
Product: 2-dehydropantoate 2-reductase
Exons: 3
Coding region: 190-1290 (366 amino acids)
Cellular component (GO): cytoplasm
Molecular function (GO): oxidoreductase activity
Source: RefSeq, a predicted model, not a curated record
ACUUCUCCGGCACCCGGUGGGCAGGGUGAUACAUAGUUACCUCCCGGUGAUACCCGCUGUGGAGAAGUUGAUUUGCGGUAUUUACCAAAUCAGGUCCAUCAUAUUUUAGAAACAUGCAUCGUUGACUUUGUCCCGGUGAACCAACUUGAGAUUUUGCCACUUUCAUCCAGAGUAGACGGACGGCGACCCAUGGCUCCGGACAUUCGCAUCCUGAUUGUUGGAGCAGGCGCAGUUGGAGCAUUCUAUGGAUCUCGGUUACAUCGGCCGGAGCAAGGCGUCAAGGUCUCGUUUAUCUGUCGUUCAAACUACGAAGAGGUCAAGGCAAAUGGCAUGGAGAUCGAAAGCAGAACGUUUGGGAGGUACAGGAUCCGGCCUGAGCAAGUAUUCAAGUCGAUCGACGAAGCCGCCGAACUCGGAGGAUCAGGAACCGGGAGGAGGUGGGACUACGUGAUCCUCUGUACGAAAGUCUUGCCAGACCGAGUGGACGACUCAGCAUUACUCUCGCCCCUCCUCGCAGUAGCCGACCACGACGACCGGCCUCCGCCAACUCUAGUGCUGAUUCAGAACGGCAUAGGCUUCGAGGAUAAUCAUCGUCAGAGACAUCCCAAGGUACCCAUCCUCAGCGCCGUCACCGUCGUCAAUGCUGAACAACUCAAACCCAGCUUGGUCAGACAUAAUCGCUGGACUCGGAUCAGUAUAGGCCCUUAUCUCAAUUUCUCAUCUUACCUGGAACAUCCCCAUCCUCCAAUCGAUCCUCAACUUGAAGCCCAUUCACAAUCUCAGUUAAAGCUUUUGGUUGAAUUCCUGCGAAACGGUCAAAUUAAUGAUGCUGAAAUUUAUGGUGAAAAGGAUCUUCAAAUCCUCCGUUGGCAUAAAUUAGCCAUCAAUGCAUCGAUGAAUCCGACCUCAAUCCUAUCGGGCGGACUACCCUCAUCAGAGAUGGUGAAGAGCCCGCAGCUGCGCUCACAUCUCGAGGGAUGCAUGGAAGAGAUAUUUGAGGCGGCGAAGAAAGUCUUCAUGAUCGAGAGAUUCCCUGCGAAAUUCGCGAGCAUCGAGCGGAUCUUAGAGUCGACCGAGAGAGCAGGCGAACAGUCGACGAUCAAGCCGUCAAUGUUGGUCGACUGGGAACUCGGUAGGCUGCUCGAGAUCGAGGCCAUCCUGGGACUUCCAAUCCGAAUCGCCGCUCGUGCUGGCGUCAAACUUGCUCGGAUCCAGUCCAUGUACGCUUUCUUGACUCAGCUUCAGCUCGCUCGCUCGCAAAAGAACGGCUUGAAUCAAGCCAGGAUUUAAAUCUGUCUACACUCUUGAUCUUCUGGGUCUAUGUGCAUGAUGCUGAAGACUAGCGAUACAGACGCUUCAGAACGAGCUCGAUUCUCUUCAUUUCUUGAUAUUUAUCACAAAGACAUUAAAUUGAUUGGAUUGUGCAAAGAAGAUGUUCAAUUGUUUGUACUCUAGAAAUGUUGCACCAUACCGGAUGACAAGCAAUCCAAACCUUAAAAUAGAUCAG